CAUCAUGUCAUCAAAAUCAAACCCUUCAAACAUUAUUCUCCAAAGUCCUCCCAAUAUCCUUGUUAUGAGUCAAAAGAACAACAAGAAGAAGAAGCUUAACAUGUUCCUUGUUCAUGAUGAGGAACACUUAUCAAGACAAGUAUCAUCAAAUGAAGGUUAUUACCAUGAUGUUGGUGAAUCAGCAUCGGUUCCAUUUGUUUGGGAAUCUCAACCAGGUACUCCUAAGGUUGUUAGAUUCAGAGAAACCUCUUUUCCUCCUCUCACCCCUCCACCUUCUUAUAAUUACCAAAAUGCCACUCCAAAAAACCCAUUAUUUACCAAUGCCAAGAAUAAUAAAAACUCUUCAAAGUCUACUAGUCUUUUUAAAGCUUUAUUAUUUCCCAAGAAACGUAAUAAUAACAACAACAAAGGGUGUGUUGUUGUUCCUCCAUCGCCAGAAUCUCCUAAUUCUUGGUCACACUCGUUGUCGUCAUCGUCGUCUUCUUUGUCAUGGCGGCCAACAUCGUACUCCGUGCCGAAUUCUCCUAUGGUACGACAUCCUAGGAAGAGUGGUGGUACUACACAAAAUGAAGAUCUUUAUUAUGUGAAUGAUUCUAGUUUGUGUUUUGGAAAUGCUAGAUCAAGAUGGUGUUCCUCGUCUAUGUUCAAGAAGGUAUUGCUUGGAGAUGUUAUGUAAUAAUAAUGAUGAUGUGGAAUUUUGGAUUUUGAAAUUAUCUUUAUUUGGUUAAUGUAUGUUAAUAAUAAUAAUUACUAAGUGCUGAUAUAUAUAGUUGGAAAGAUUAUUGAAUGUAUACCAAACCAAACUUAUUAAUAUUGUAAUGA
Molecule: messenger RNA, 822 nt
Organism: Arachis stenosperma
Lineage: Eukaryota; Viridiplantae; Streptophyta; Magnoliopsida; Fabales; Fabaceae
Exons: 1
Coding region: 5-676 (223 amino acids)
Source: RefSeq, a predicted model, not a curated record